Molecule: messenger RNA, 800 nt
Organism: Esox lucius (northern pike)
Lineage: Eukaryota; Metazoa; Chordata; Actinopteri; Esociformes; Esocidae
Gene: s100w
Product: S100 calcium binding protein W
Exons: 3
Coding region: 167-481 (104 amino acids)
Molecular function (GO): calcium ion binding; transition metal ion binding
Source: RefSeq, a predicted model, not a curated record
UUAGGGCAUGACUCACUGCUUCUCCGCUUCUCCGUUUGCCCACUCUGCUAAGAGGAGGCAUUUGGACACCUCAGUAUAAGUUGGACUCCGGGACAAGCAAAGUCGCUCACAGACAUCAAUAAAUCUUAUCUUCCUCUGAAAAGUCACAGGCUACUCUGAGGUCAACAUGUCCCAACUGGAGAAAGCCAUUAUAAGCAUGGUGGAGGUGUUUGACGAGUAUGCUAGAAAGGACGAUAAGAAGAACCAGCUUAGCAGUGCAGAGAUGGCCAAGCUGAUGAACAAAGAGCUGGCUGGCCCAGAGUUCAAUGGAAAGGUGGACCAAAAGGUGAUAGAUGAGGCCCUUGAAAAGCUGGAUAAGAACCAUGAUGGGGAGACCAACUUCAGAGAGUUCUCCAUGUUCCUAGCCACCCUGGCCAGGGGCUACUACAGGGCCACUAAAACGGGCAAAGGCAACAAGAGCAAGUCUGCCAAGCCUGAAUGAAUGAACAGAUACACACAUUUCACUCUUACUGUCACUGGUUUGGCUUUGAUGAAAUAUAAGUGUUGUUAUACUGCUGGGUUUUAUUAGUGUGAUGAUUCCAUACAAUCCAGAAAUCCUAGAGAUAAAUUAUUUCAGAAAAUAUUCUAAGGGAAAAGCUAAUUAUAACCAUUCAAAUUUAGCAUGCAACACAAUAUUUACAGCUACACUGAACAGAGUACUUUUCUGGACAAUGUCAAAAUAUUGCUCUAAAUGAGUCUGCCUGUUUGUUACAAUACUGCUGUGGUUAAGAAUAAAGAUUACAUUACAGCAUUACAAGUUA